Molecule: messenger RNA, 1146 nt
Organism: Apodemus sylvaticus (European woodmouse)
Lineage: Eukaryota; Metazoa; Chordata; Mammalia; Rodentia; Muridae
Product: CD209 antigen-like protein C
Exons: 8
Coding region: 97-840 (247 amino acids)
Source: RefSeq, a predicted model, not a curated record
UGGACCUCACAGAGGGUGCCACAGAGGGGCCAUGGGGGUUAUAUAAAUCCCAGGGCAGAGGGAAAGUGGAGAGGCAGAAGUCAAGGGAAACAGAAGAUGGCAGGAGAGCCAGAGCUCCAUCAGCCAAAGAACCAGGAGGAGGAGGUCACAGUCACAGACCAGGUUGAGAAUGAGCCCAAGGGUCUCAUUUGCAGCUCCAGGAGUUUGCAAGGAUAUCUGACCCCAGUCCCCUGGCUUCUGCUGCUUCUCAUCUCUUUGGGCCUCUUUUUGCUCAUGUUGGCCACCCUGAUUCAAGUUUCCAGGAUCCGUGCAUACACACAAGGACAGACCCAGGAUCAGCAGGCAGUUGCUGUUCCUCAGGAGCAGACACACGCUGGCUUGGAGCAGAUCCAGCAGAUCCAGCAGCAGCUGACUCAGUUCAACGCCUCCCUGGCUGGCCUGUGCCGGCCCUGCCCCUGGGACUGGGAGCUCUUCCAGGGAAGCUGCUACCUCUUCUCCAGAACCCUGGGCAGCUGGGAAACCUCUGCCUCCUCCUGCAAGGAUCUUGGGGCCCAUCUGGUGAUUAUCAACAGUGUUGCAGAGCAGAGAUUCAUGAAAUAUUGGAAUGUGAGGAAGAACCAGCGCUCCUGGAUCGGCCUCACUGACCAUACACACGAGGGCUCCUGGCAGUGGGUGGACGGCAGCCCCCUCAAGUUCAGCUUUUGGAAAGAAGGGGAGCCUAACAAUGACGGGGAUGAGGACUGCGUGGAGCUGUUCACGGACGAUUGGAAUGAUAAUAAGUGCACCGAACAAAACUUCUGGGUCUGUGAGAAGCCCUCGGCUCCCUGCCCUCGUCACUGAGGGUCUGUGUCCCCCUAGUCAUGCAGGCAACUCGGGGACACUGCUCCAGUUCCAGACACCUUGCUCAUCCCAGGGUCCCUGUUCUGAGACCCUGAGAGAGUCCCCGAGGCACCCUCCCCUGCAGAUCCUCCCUCUUCCUCGGUGGGUGAUCUCAGUUCCAUAAAUCCUGAGCCCACGAAUCCCCUCAGUAGAGUCACACACACUUGGGGCUGGGGUGUAGCUCACUGAUAUACUCCAGAUGGCCUAGCACGGCGACUCUCUGAUUCCAUCCCCAGCACCCAAAUGAAAAAUAAACUAUUAAAUUCA